AUGGCCCAUAUUCCGUAUUAUCCGUAUCCAUACAUCGCCGCAGCUCAAUAUCAGCAACCGUCAUUCCAGUACCAACCGCAGAAAGGCAAACAUCAACCAACACCCGCUCAGAAAAUUCCGAACCAACAAUAUAAUCGUGAUAACAGAGGACAAAAUCGAGGUCAGAACAAUAGAGGCAAUUUUGGUAAUCGUCUCCAAUUUGAUAAGAUCACGGUACCAUAUGUAGAGUUAGUGUCGUACUUGAUUCACGUGGAGGCUAUCGUACCAAGAGAACUUCCAACAACCUCUCCUCCAUUUAAUCGCAGCCACAAUCCUAAUGCCACAUGCACUUUCCACGCUGGGUAUAUAGGACAUUCCACUGAGGACUGUUGGGCUCUCAAAAAGAGGAUCCAAGAAUUAAUUAAUCAAGAUAUUUUGUCUUUCUCCGAAGAAAAACCGAAUGUAAAGACUAAUCCCUUGCCAAACCAUGGUGGCGCAUCAGUCAAUGUUGUGAUCGAAAAGGAGACCACCAAAUCUAUACUAAGGGCUGAAGAAGUGAAGACUCUGAUAAAAAAGAAGGUUGAAGAUCCUCCCAAGAGGAAUCAGCCGAUUCAUUUCCGUGUUCCCACUUCGUUCCCGUAUCAGAAUACCAAGGCAGUGCCUUGGAAUUAUGAGACUAUGACGUAUUUGGGAGGAAAGGAAAUUUGUAUUCCUGACACAGAAAUCGUCAACAUUGCUGGAACGGGAGGUAUGAAUCGAAGUGGCCAUGUAUUCGCUCCUAAAUACACUCCUAGGGUGUCUCUAGCACCCAUAGUUAUCCAGCCUAAGGAGAAGGUCAUUCCUACUCCGACUCCACAGGCAAGGGAAACUGUACUUGUUACUCCGAAUGUGACGACUGUUCCAGUGUUGACGAAAGCUAUUGACAAUAAAGUUGUAGAAUCUGAAACAUCUAAGGGUAAAGGAUUGAUGGUUGAGAAAGAACAGAUUGAAGAUCACAAGAAGAGUAUCACUUUUGAGGAAAGUCAAGAAUUUCUCAAAUUGAUCAAGAAAAGUGAUUUCAAGAUUGUUGACCAGUUGAAUCAGACUCCCUCCAAAAGAUCAAUUUUGUCUUUGCUGUUGAGUUCUGAGGCUCACUGUAAAGCAUUGCUGAAAGUUCUAAAUGUCGCUCAAAUGAUGCAAGAUAUCACAGUCGAUCAAUUUGAUGACGUGGUUGCCAAUAUCACUGCCAGUAGGUAUCUGGGAUUUAAUGAAACAGAGCUACCUUCUGAGGGAAAUGCCUACAACAAAGCAUUACACAUUUCGGUCACAUGUAUUGAUUCUCUCUUAUCUUGA
Messenger RNA from Lathyrus oleraceus (garden pea), 1311 nucleotides. RefSeq lists its product as uncharacterized. The transcript is spliced from 2 exons. Lineage: Eukaryota; Viridiplantae; Streptophyta; Magnoliopsida; Fabales; Fabaceae. Bases 1 to 1311 code for a protein of 436 amino acids. The record is from RefSeq and is a predicted model, not a curated record.